AUGAAAUACCUUCUUUUCUUUCUCCUGUCGUCUCUCUUGUUUCUGAGCAAGGCGGUUGUGGCACUCAAACAAUCCAAACCCGCGGAGACGCUCUACUUUUACCAAGCCUAUCUGGUCGAAUUCAAGGCAAGGGAUUCCAAACGGCGAACAAUUGCAAAAACAUGCUCAAAGACUGAUACUCCCUGCACAUACCCAGAAUUUCUGAAGCAUAUUUUGGCCCGAGACUCAUCGAACAAAAUUUUCAAAGACGCAGAUUUCAAAGCAAUCAGAACAAUCAUCGAGACAGCCGAUACGACCGAUGUCAUAACCAUAUCUCGGAGACUAAGGGAGAAGAAUUUUGACCCUACAUACGAUCUCUCCAAACUUCUCGAGGGCACAAGCAAAUCAUCAAAAUUUGGUCCUGUGUUCGAAAAGAUAGAUGGGCUGAUCAGCUAUCAGCUAGCUUCUGACAAGGUCGCGGAGCACAGAAAGCCUAUGGCAGACGCGCUAAAUCUCAUUCAGCAACACCGCAUCGCCAACAACAUGAAAUAUUUUAUCGCGGAGCUCGGGAAAGAGUUAAAUGUCGACUUGGCACCUCGGAUUCCGAAUCCGAAAACCCCUGAUGGUCUCUCGUAUAAAGCCUACAGUACAGAAGCCACAGUCAAGAAACUGAAAGAUUCGGUGAAAGAUGAGGCCGAUCCAGAGGAGAAGGCAAAGGUCGAGGCGAAAGCUGACGGUCUGGCAGCCGAGAUGCAGAAGCUCGUUAUAAAGAUGCGUUCGCCAAAAUAUAAAGAGGAAGUUAAGAAUGAUGACGAUCUGGAUACAUUCAAGAGGCAUCAGGCUGUGAUUGCCCGAGCGAAGGACACCUUGAAACUAUUGGAAAAAAUAGAAAAGCGUGGAAAAUGCUGA
Molecule: messenger RNA, 888 nt
Organism: Aspergillus novofumigatus IBT 16806
Lineage: Eukaryota; Fungi; Ascomycota; Eurotiomycetes; Eurotiales; Aspergillaceae
Exons: 1
Coding region: 1-888 (295 amino acids)
Source: RefSeq, a predicted model, not a curated record